Molecule: messenger RNA, 564 nt
Organism: Microdochium trichocladiopsis
Lineage: Eukaryota; Fungi; Ascomycota; Sordariomycetes; Xylariales; Microdochiaceae
Exons: 2
Coding region: 1-564 (187 amino acids)
Source: RefSeq, a predicted model, not a curated record
AUGUAUACCAGUCAUGGAACCCGUCUGCUAAUGGGCACGGACUGCCUACUCGACGUCGCCUGCGACAGCAGCAUAGCAAGUCCAAUGAUUCCUCAAUCCGGUAGUAAGGCCUCGCAACGUCCCACAGACAUUCUUUGGAUCGUGCACAAAGACAGACGCCUGUCUCAUUACAUGGCCGGUGAGUCCAGCGAACCGACUUUUCUUGUGCAGGGUGCCGAGGCUCCCACCAGCAACACUCCACCACAGAAUUGCGACAGGCUCUUGGCUGGCCGUUUCCAUCUUCGAACAGGGAUAUCUGACAACGCGCUGUCAGGACUGAUUGAAUGUCAGAGGACUGUUCACGCUCGCCAGGAGCUAGUAGUGGAGAGUGGAGAUGACUGUACCUGGACGUUGAAGCAGGAACCUUGCAAGAUCUCCAGAUACCGCACAACUGAAGGACCACCCCGCCCAAUACUUCCACCGCUCGUGAUUAUCCCAACGGAACUGCUCGAUCCACCAUACCUCAGACUGGGGGCAGAGACCAUUGCCCCAGAAGUGGCUCCUUUCUGGUACUUCCGCUCUUGA